CUCGGUUGUAUGGGGUCGAAAUGGUUCUCUACUGGAUACUUCUGGACGUGAUAAACGCGUUUGGGUUUUAAGCUCGCUGUUGGAGUUGGAGUAUGAUUCACCGACAGGUCAUUCUGUCUCAGUAACUCCCUGACCAUCUCCUCAGGAUUUGAUGUGCUUUGAGUUGGCGAAUCAUAAUGCUGCUACACCUGUGUAGUGUAAAGAACCUGUACCAGAGCAGGUUCUUGGGCCUGGCGGCGAUGACCUCGCCAUCUAGGAGCUCCCAGAACCGGCGCUGGUGCAAGGAUGGGAUGCGAUUCAGCUGUGUUCACCCCAACAACCCCAGCGAUGCUCUGGCUCUGCCCCGGUCUACUAGCGAUACGGAUCUGGUGUCCUUUCAAAGCCGUUCCACCCUUACAGUCAGCACUUCCCUCUACUGCAUUGGCCAAUCAGACGACAUUGUCAUCUGCUGGGACAUCAAAGAGGAAGUGGAUGCUGGUGACUGGAUUGGCAUGUACCUUAUUGAUGAGGUUCUGUCUGAAAACUUUCUUGACUAUAAGAGUCGUGGUGUGAGUGGCUCCCACAAAGGGCAGAUCGUGUGGAAGAUCGAUGCCAGCUUGUACUUUAUGGAGGCUGAGACGAAGGUUUGUUUCAAAUAUUACCAUGGAUUGACCGGAGCGCUUAGAGCCACUACACCCAGCGUGACAGUGCGGAACCCCUCUGCCUCUGCAUUGAAACCUGUCAUCCAUCAGGAUGUUUCUCAGACUUUGGGCAGCAGGAGGCUCAUCAGCUUCUCUCUGUCAGACAUUCAGGCAGUGGGUCUAAAGAAGGGAAUGUUUUUUAAUCCAGAUCCAUAUCUGAAAAUCGCCAUUCGGCCUGGAAAGCACAGCAUCUUCCCUGCUCUGCCCCACCACGGUCAGGAGAAAAGGUCAGGCAUCAUCUGCAACACAGUGAACCCGGUCUGGAAGAGAGAGCGAUUUAACUUUGUGUCCCUGCCGACGGAUGUGUUGGAGAUUGAGGUGAAAGAUAAAUUCGCCAAGAGCAGACCCAUCAUCAAACGCUUCCUGGGAAAGCUGCUUGUGCCUGUACAGAGGCUGCUGGAAAAACAUGCUAUUGGGGACCGUGUGGUGAGUUACACUUUAGGCCGGCGGCUUCCAACGGAUCAUGUCAGUGGACAGCUGCAGUUUCGGUUUGAUAUAACCUCCUCUAUUCACCCAGAUGAUGAUGAGGUGUCCCUCAAUGCAGUGCCAGUCUAUGAUGUAGUUCCAGACCAGGAGGCUGUUCAAAAGCCCUGCGAAGGCCUACCAGCUGCUGCCGAUCUACCUAUGCAGGAUGCAUUGAGUUUGGGGCCUGGCAUGCUAGAGGUCCCUGCCGAAUGUCCUCCAGAUGUAGAGACCCAGGAUGUUGUGCUGCCUUCCUCCCCUACUGAGCCUAGGAAGGAGACCCAACCAGAUAUAGAAGGAUCAGAGAAUGCAGGAGUAAGUGAUCUUGUAACCGGCCAUGGGGAGGGGAGGAACGCAGAGGCAAUACUUAGUGAUGAUACAACUGAAACUGAACAGCAGGACCCCAAAAAAACAGACGAAGAAUCUGGGGAAAUGCAGGAGGAAACUCUGUGUGAGACUCCAUUGGAGGCUUUUGAAGAUACAGGUGGAGGUGACACGGGACAAGCUGCAGAUUUAGGUACAGAGCAUGUAGACUUUGAGGAGGGCAUGGGCUCUGAGCAAAUGGAAAUGAGGGUAGAAGGAGAUGGGAAUGCAGAAGAACCUUGUUCCCCAAGGAUGCGUAGUACCUUGAAGCGCAAGAGCCGGCCUUGCUCGCUUCCUGUGUCUGAGUUAGAGACAGUCAUCGCCUCAACCUGUGGUGAACCUGAGACACCCCGGUCUCACUACAUCCGCAUUCAUCAUCUACUGCACAGCUUGCCUUCAGCACAGCGCCACCAUGACAGUCAAGAUGAAGAUGAGGUUCCAGAAUCUUCAGAGGAGCUCACUGUCAAACCCAAGGAGGUCAAAGAGGAAGAAGUGGAUGAGGAUGAAGUGUCCGAGGCUCAGUCACCAUCCAUAGUCCCCGAGUGUCCCAAACCGUGUUGCCGUCGAACCCUGCCACGUAGCCUCUCCAUCGAGCAUCUGUCAGAACUCAACCAGCUUCUGGAGGGCGAAAGACCCUCGCCAUCCACCCUACGGCCAGAUAGUGAAGACAGAGGUGGAAGUAGACAGGGUCCUAGCGAGUGCGAACUGUGCGACAAUUCCUGCAACAGCACUUCGUGUUACAGCACGUCCUGUUACAGCACUUCCUGUUAUAGUAACUCGGGUUACGAGGGGCGUAACCAUCUCUGCAGCCAUACGCGCCUUUCUUCGGUAGAUAGCACCCGUUUGUCAGAAAGCACUGUUUUCUCCUCGCAGGAGGAAGAAGAGGAGGAGAACAGUGCUUUUGAGUCCAUCUCAGACUCGAUGCAGAGCCCAGAUGUUAGGGGGCCGGGAAAUGGGUCGGCUCAGUGGAGGGGGUCGUCGUCAGAAAACAGUCCCCUGAGAGAAGACCAGGGCGAGGAAUCACCAGUAGCUGGACCGAGUGUUAGGUCAUCAGGCAGUUGUCAUAUGCAAUGCAGUCAUCAUGCAAUCACUCAGCUUCCUGCUUUGCGGCCUGACCCCCAUCAUUACCCAAGUGUUGAUGAACCAUUACCUCCAAAUUGGGAGGCCAGGAUAGACAGUCAUGGCCGUGUUUUCUAUGUGGACCAUGUGAACCGCACCACCACGUGGCAAAGACCCAGUCAUGCAGCGAAGUGCACAGGCAUCCAGAGAUCCAGCUCCACUCAACAGAUGGAGCAGCUCAACAGGAGGUAUCAGAACAUUCAGAGGACUAUGGCCACAGAUGAUGAAUCAACCACUCAUGGUCAUGAGAGGAACAACAGUGCGGACACAGAGAAUGUAUCCACACCACAGACAGCAGAUCAGAGAACAGAAGGUUCUGCAUCUCCUGUGAAUAAUCAGAACAUCACACUAUUGCUUCAGUGUCCAGCUGUGAAGUUUGUCAGCCACCCAGAAUUCUUCACUGUCCUCCAUGCCAACUAUGGGGCAUAUAGGAUGUUUACCAGCAGCACCUGUCUGAAGCACAUGAUUCUGAAAAUACGACGAGAUGCACGCAACUUUGAGCGAUAUCAACACAACCGCGACCUUGUCACUUUCCUCAACAAAUUUGCGGAUACUCAACUGGAGCUCCCCAGAGGCUGGGAAAUCAAAACAGACCAGCAGGGCAAGUCGUUCUUUGUGGACCAUAACAGUCGUGCAACAACCUUCAUUGACCCCAGAAUUCCCCUUCAGAAUGGCCGGCUGCCUAAUCAUCUCACACACAGACAACACUUACAAAGACUGCGCAGUUAUAGUGCAGGAGAGGCAUCAGAGGUGUCCCGCAACAGAGGAGCAUCACUUGUGAAUAGACCUGGACACAGUCUAGUAGCUGCUGUCAGAAGUCAAUGCCAGCCUGAUUCAGUGCCUCUAGCUUACAAUGACAAGAUUGUGGCUUUCCUCCGUCAACCAAACAUACUGGAUGUGCUGCAGGAACGGCAGCCCGGUCUAGCCAGGAAUCACACACUCAGGGAGAAAAUCCAUUACAUCAGGAGUGAGGGUCUACAAGGUGUUGAAAAGCUGUCUUGUGACGCAGACGUGGUUAUGCUAUUAAGUCUGUUUGAGGAGGAGAUCAUGUCUUUUAUUCCAUCUCACUCCUUCCACCCCGGCCUCAGCUUCUCUCCACGCUGUUCUCCUGGCUCCUCACCACAGAGCUCACCUGGCUUGCAGAGGGCUAGAGCGCCUGCUCCAUACCGCCGAGAUUUUGAAGCGAAACUUCGCAAUUUUUACAGGAAGCUGGAGGCAAAAGGCUAUGGCCAGGGGCCAGGAAAAAUUAAGCUAAUCAUUAGGAGGGAACAUUUACUGGAAGGCACCUUUAAUCAAGUGAUGGCAUACUCACGCAAAGAGCUCCAGAAGAACAAGCUGUACAUCACCUUUGUCGGAGAGGAAGGUUUGGACUACAGUGGCCCAUCGCGGGAGUUCUUCUUCCUGUUGUCUCAAGAGCUGUUUAACCCAUAUUAUGGUUUGUUCGAAUAUUCAGCCAAUGACACAUACACCGUGCAGAUUAGCCCCAUGUCUGCAUUUGUGGAGAAUCAUUUAGAAUGGUUCCGUUUCAGUGGUCGUAUUUUGGGUCUGGCUUUGAUCCACCAGUAUUUGUUGGAUGCUUUCUUCACCCGUCCAUUCUACAAGGCCCUGCUUAGACUAGUGACAGAUCUGAGUGAUUUGGAGUACCUGGAUGAGGAGUUUCAUCAGAGCUUACAGUGGAUGAAGGACAACGAUAUCACUGAUAUACUGGAUCUGACGUUUACAGUCAACGAGGAGGUCUUUGGACAGGUGACAGAGAGGGAACUGAAGUCAGGGGGCUCCAACAUCCAAGUGACAGAGAAGAACAAGAAGGAAUACAUUGAACGCAUGGCCAGAUGGAGGGUGGAGAGGGGGGUGGUACAGCAGACCGAAUCCCUUGUACGAGGUUUCUAUGAGGUUGUAGACUCUCGUCUGGUGUCAGUGUUCGAUGCUCGUGAGCUGGAGCUGGUCAUCGCAGGGACGGCCGAGAUUGAUUUGAAUGACUGGAGAUCCAACACAGAGUACAGAGGAGGUUACCAUGAUGGUCACAUUGUGAUGCGUUGGUUCUGGGGCGCAGUGGAGCGCUUCAAUAAUGAACAGAGGCUGCGACUGCUCCAGUUUGUGACAGGCACGUCUAGCAUCCCCUACGAGGGUUUUGCUGCACUGCGCGGGAGCAACGGCCUGCGCCGCUUCUGCAUUGAAAAGUGGGGAAAGGUCACCUCUUUGCCAAGGGCGCAUACAUGCUUCAACCGUCUGGAUAUGCCUCCCUAUCCAUCAUACACUAUGCUGUAUGAGAAGCUUCUAACUGCUGUGGAAGAGACCAGCACCUUUGGCCUGGAGUGAAAGCAUGCACGACACCUAUAAGACUUGAUAUUUUUAAAUGCAAUUAUGCAAUAGACUUUUUAGAGAUUUUUAAAAUAAAUAUAUCUAACAAAUUGUUUGAUUUGAGAACUGAGACAUUUGAUAUGUUUUUUUUUUUUUUUUUUGUAUUUUUGGUUCAAGAUGACUUGAAAUAGCAUGUUUCUGCACUAAAAUGCAAGAUAUAUUGUAAUAUUCAGUCAUAAUGGAAGUAUUGUGGGAAAACCACAAUGUGUACAAUAGUGAAACAAUAGGCUGGAUCUAGGUUAUCGAACUGACUUCCUGCUAAAAUUCAUCAUCAUUUCUAUUGGUUAGGCAUCAACAUAUCCCCUCUGUGAUUAGCUAUUGCCAUGCUUAUGGGCGCCUAAGGAUCAUUACCACCUUUCACCCCAUUAGCUAUGGCCCUGCUUAUGGAUAUAGUGCUCUCUUAACAUAUGGUCAACUAUGACGUCCAAUACCUGGCCAUAUUCGGAAUGGAAUACUAGCAUACUGAUUACUACAUACUACACAGUAUUUACUUUAUACUACCUACUAUUUUUGUAGUAUGCAAGUAGUAUUUGGAUAAAAGUGUCUGCCAAAUGCAUAAAUGUAAAAUGUAAAUGUAUGCAAAACAGUAUAUAUAAAGUAUAUACAAAGCAAAUUGCAACAAACCUUUCAAACUGUAGUAUGCUACAUUGUCACAUGGUCUUAUUAGGUUGCAUGUUUAAUACUAUUAUCCUGUUAUUUGUAAUAUAAUUUUAUUUAAUAAUGUCUUCACUUUUGGAAGUUCCAUCAAAUAUGAGUAAAAAAAAAAAAAGAAAAAGUAAAAAAUUGCACUUGUGGUUCAUUCACCAUACUGGAAAUAGAAGGUGAAGUCUAGCACAUCUUUAUUAUAACAUAAAAUGACUCCAUGAAGUAUUUUCUGGUUUCUCAUUUUGCCAAAUGUAUUAGGUCAACUAGGAAUUCUACCUUGUGCAGAGUACAGUAUGCAUACUGCAAAAGUACUGUAGUAGUAUGAUAGUAUGCUAAUCCGAACAUAGCUGCUGACACCAAACCUGGUAACUCAUUUAAAAUUUCAUGCUCAUAUCAUUGGCUAUGUUUGCCUCUACAUUAUUCCUGUGUUAAGAAGAGUUUUUUUUGCACACAUACUUUGAAAUAUUCAACCUUUCUGCUCUUUGACAAUGCCUAAUUUAACCAAAGUGGCUGUUAAGACGAUGACCUCAAAAAAACUAAAACCUGUUCAAGAUCUUGUCACCUUACUAAUUUGAUGAGUGCUCAAGCUUUAAGAAGUACACAUGGAAACAGGUAUAAGACGGGUACGCAUGACACAGGUGAUGUAAGCGACUUCACUGUUUAACCAAUUUAGUAACUCAAGUACUAAGCUCAUCAGAUCUGUCUUAUGCCAGAGUCUUUGUGGCCACAUCAAAAAUAACUGUAAUUUUUUUGAACAAUGCUUCUUAAAGGCCAAAUCUUUUUUUAGGGCCCAGGGCUGAGAAUCUGAAAAUGACACAAGGCAAUUGCAUGACUUUGGAUUAAUUUCCAGAAUUCCAGUUGUAAAAUAUCCCUGAGAUAUUUCUCUGAAAUUCUCAGUAUCAUGGGAAGUUGUGGGCAAUUACCACAAAGACGUGUUUUUUUUUUUUUUAUUAAGACCCUAUCUCCACCUUGUGUAUGAUCUCAUAUUAAGAAGCUUUUAAAAAAUGGCUUUUAAUUAUUUAUUUGUAUGAUUCAUUGCCGCACAGCUUCCAUUGCAACAGUCACACAAACAUACUGUAUAGAGAUAAGACUGUAUAACAGGCUCUCACUCAAAGUCAUGAUAACCACUGAUGAUUAUUUGUUAGUAUUGAAUAUAUUUAGUGUUGAUUUUUUCAUGCUUUUAUUUCUGCAUUUUUUAAAUUACAUUCCAACGCUCAACCUAUCUGAUAAUUCUAACCAUAAAAAAGAUAAAUAGUUCAUAAGCGGCCUUUCAGUGAUGUAUGCUAGAAGUGUUAAACCACUAUUAACUGGGCCCUCGCUCAAAUGGUGUGUAUUAUUAUGGUAUGUUGCUAUGAUAUUGUGCUGAGCCAUGGAACGGACCUGUUCGGUGGUAAAAUUGAAUUGGAUCUAUCAAAUGUGUGCUUUGAACAGUUCAGUCUGUGUGAAUCAGACGUAACCUUUCAUUGACAUAAAUUGAGAAAUGACUAUCUGACCAUUUGCUGUUGUACACUGAUCAGCUGAUGUUAUAAUGUAUUUUUUUAAAUCAUUUUUAUUUGUUUGCAGUUUUGUAUUUUAUAUUUUUGGUUUUAUAUAUGAGUUUAAAAAACAAACAUGAAAUUGCAUUUUAAAACCUUUUAUUUGCAAAGAAUAAGGAUCACAUUGUUAAUUCAAAUCAAAUAUGUAAAUAGAAAUAUUCAAGAACACUAAUUACUGUAUGUCAGCCUAAUUUGUCUGACUUUACGUCCACCUGUUCUACGCGAACAGACUUGGCUUUUGUUCUCAGCAGGUCAUACUACUGGGUUUGCUUUUGUCCCACAUUGUUGUAUAUACAUGUUAAUAAAUAAUCACU
This is a messenger RNA of Myxocyprinus asiaticus (Chinese sucker), 7479 nucleotides long. Its product is annotated as E3 ubiquitin-protein ligase HECW1-like. The transcript has 29 exons. Gene Ontology annotation, biological process: regulation of dendrite morphogenesis. The record is from RefSeq and is a predicted model, not a curated record. Gene Ontology annotation, molecular function: protein binding; ubiquitin-protein transferase activity. Bases 177 to 4943 code for a protein of 1588 amino acids. Lineage: Eukaryota; Metazoa; Chordata; Actinopteri; Cypriniformes; Catostomidae.